Lagopus muta (rock ptarmigan) is the source of this 1768-nucleotide messenger RNA. It is a transcript of the gene TMEM9, whose product is annotated as transmembrane protein 9. Gene Ontology annotation, cellular component: lysosomal membrane. NCBI's taxonomy places the organism in Eukaryota, Metazoa, Chordata, Aves, Galliformes, Phasianidae. The record is from RefSeq and is a predicted model, not a curated record.
AUGGGAGCGCAGGGCUGGGGCGGCAGGGGCGCCGGCGUCGCGCGGCAGGCCUCCGCAAUGUUUGCCCAGUGCACCUGGAAGUGUGCAACCUCCGUGCUGCUGAUCGCACUGCUGAGCUGCGGCCUUUCUCCUCCAGCACAGGCUGGCAAGAGCUCAGAGGAUAUUCGCUGCAAAUGCAUCUGUCCCCCAUACCGGAACAUCAGCGGGCACAUUUACAACAAGAAUGUGUCACAGAAGGACUGCAACUGCCUGCAUGUUGUGGAGCCCAUGCCAGUGCCCGGGAACGAUGUGGAGGCGUAUUGCCUGCUGUGUGAGUGCAAGUACGAGGAGCGCAGCACCACCACCAUCAAGGUCAUUAUCAUCAUUUAUUUGUCCGUGGUGGGGGCACUGCUGCUCUACAUGGCUUUCCUUGUACUGGUGGACCCUCUGAUCCGAAAACCAGAUGCUUACACACAGCCCCUGCACAAUGAGGAGGAGAAUGAGGACUCUCGCUCCUUGGCUGCAGCCCCAACCCCGUCAGGGGCCAGAGCCAACACGGUGCUGGAGAGGGUGGAGGGAGCCCAGCAGCGCUGGAAGCGCCAGGUGCAGGAGCAGAGGAAGACAGUUUUUGAUCGGCACAAGAUGCUGAGCUAGAGGAGCAGCAGUGCAGCACCAGGAGCCCGGGUAGCUCAGCAGGUAGAGACAGACAGCAAGCCAUCCUUCAGGACAGCCGUGGUGUUGGCCUGGAAGCUCUAACCCUCUCCGAUUUACCCUUUUGUAGAGAGGGGCAGGCCACAGUGCUUGUCCCUGGUUUUUGUCCCCUUGCCCUGUACAUCAGCCCAUAGGCUGAGACCUGCACUGACAGCUGGCCCCUGGCUGCAUGUAAACGGCCACACACAGCUCUGCCACCCCAGUGCGUGGGUCAGUGGGGGCUGCAGCUCCAGGGCGCUGUGCCACCGGCACGAUGCUGCAGUCACUGCUUGCUGGGGUUGACAUCAGCCCUGUGUUAGAGAGUCUUGGUGUGGAGUUUAGUGGGAGAAAAGUAACGGGAUCAUUUUUGUAGGCUAAAUUAUAUGGUGCUGCUCCAGGAUAAAGAAGCCACCUCCAUCUCUCGUUUGCACUGAUGUUAAUUGGGAACUCCAAAGCGUGACACAUGUGCACUGCAUGUGGGAUCCCUGCUGCUGGUCAGCUGCUGCUUGCACUUACUCUGGUGUAACCUGAGUGCAUGUCCAUGUUAUUCAGUGGAGUUUCUCCGGAUUUACACCAGCGUAACAGAGACUGCAGUUUGUUUCUGUGCAGGAGAGCUGCACAGAGCUGAUUAGUAGAUUAACGAGUAAAAGAACAGGUAUGCUGAUUUAUACUUCUAUCUCUGUUUACCUCCUUUAGCAGCAGAUAAAAAUACAGUGGGGAGAAAGCUUUUGGUUUGUAACCCUGCUUGUAACCCUUGACGUUCACACAGUGCAUGAAAGGCAUUGUGUCCAAGAGAAGUGGGGCAGUGGCUUUGCUGGAGCACACCUUAUCUCUGAAAUGGAGAGGUAUGGGUUUGAAAGCUGAGCUAUUCAAUGGAUAAAGAUCUUUCUUUUUUGGAGCUGGAACUAGAUGAUGUUUAAGGUAUCUUCUAACCCAAGUCAUUCUAUGGUCUGGGAUCGUAGCCCUAGGAAGGUCACCUUUGUGUUCCUCAAAAUUCCCAAGACCUCUGACUGUGCUUUGGCUGGAACCCUUAGAACGUCAGGAAGGUGCUGGAGUUUAUCGUGUAGCAUCUUUGUAUUAAAUGCAGACAAAGACCUUC